CACAUAUCACCCUCUACCUCAGUUCUUCCUCCCAUAUUCCCACACCUUUCGCAUUCCCAAACCCUGUGAAAGGCGAAGAGCGUCUCCAAGGAAUUCGCUAAGCCACCCACCACCUUCUUAGGUUUGAGGAGUCAGAUUGGUUAUUCUGGCUCCAAGGCAAGGUGCGCCGUGAUUAUCAUCUACCAACAAAUAGCCAUUGGCAGGCAUUUCACAGAUUCGAUCCUGCCAUUUGAGCCAACCCUUGCUGUCAAGGAAUCUGGUUAAUUAGUCCUAACAUUAUGAUUCACCAUGGUUGAUCAGGUUCAUCACCCCAGCAUCAUACAAAAGGUAGCCGGCCAAAUCCAUCUCCAUUCUGGGCUUUCUCCUGAUAUUAGAAGUUAUGACAACAGUUUCAGCCGACCUGCUCUCUUCCAAAGACGCUCAUUUGGGAAUUACUCAAAUGCUGCACUGCAGUAUCCAUCAAUGCCAGCAUGCAGACCUGCAACUGAAAUUUCUACUCUUGCUGGAGCAGCAGGCUCGCCAAUCUUUGUUGCUGCUCCAGCUGAGAAAGGAAAUUUUAUGGUGGACUUUCUUAUGGGCGGAGUUUCUGCUGCUGUAUCAAAAACUGCUGCUGCUCCCAUUGAACGUGUCAAACUUUUGAUUCAGAAUCAAGAUGAAAUGAUUAAAGCCGGUAGGCUAUCUGAGCCCUAUAAGGGUAUUGGUGAUUGUUUUAGCCGGACAGUUCAAUCUGAAGGUGUUGGUUCCCUUUGGAGAGGUAACACUGCCAAUGUCAUCCGUUAUUUUCCCACACAGGCCUUGAACUUUGCUUUCAAGGACUACUUCAAGAGGCUUUUCAAUUUCAAGAAGGACAAGGAUGGUUACUGGAAAUGGUUUGCUGGCAACUUGGCCUCUGGAGGAGCUGCUGGUGCUUCAUCUCUAUUAUUUGUUUACUCCCUCGACUAUGCUAGAACUCGUCUGGCUAAUGAUGCGAAAGCCGCAAAGAAGGGUGGAGGAGAAAGGCAAUUCAAUGGACUCGUUGAUGUCUACAAGAAGACUUUGGCUUCUGAUGGUGUUGCUGGUCUUUACCGUGGUUUCAACAUCUCAUGUGUUGGAAUCAUUGUGUAUCGUGGUCUUUAUUUUGGAAUGUACGAUUCCCUUAAGCCAGUUCUCUUGACUGGAAAGUUAGAGGAUAGCUUUUUUGCUAGCUUUGCUCUGGGAUGGCUCAUUACCAAUGGUGCAGGGCUAGCCUCAUACCCCAUUGACACUGUUAGAAGAAGGAUGAUGAUGACCUCUGGUGAAGCAGUCAAGUACAAGAGCUCCAUGGAUGCAUUUGCUCAGAUUAUCAAGAAUGAAGGCGCCAAGUCCUUGUUCAAGGGAGCCGGCGCCAACAUCCUCCGUGCUGUUGCCGGUGCUGGUGUGCUUGCCGGCUAUGACAAGCUUCAGGUAUUGGUGUUCGGGAAGAAGUAUGGAUCUGGUGGCGCUUAGUUUCUAGAUUUCUGAUUCAUAUUUAGGUGUAGAUGAUCAUGAGAAUCACAAGUUUUUUGAGAAUUUAACAAAUUGCUCCGGCAGAUUUUGUUUAAUAAUUUCAUUCUUUGGGAUAAUGUCCCAGAAUCAGUUUUAGUUUCGAUCAAAAAUUGAUAUUUUAGCCAUGAUUUUUUGAGUGGCGGGCAAAUUAACUGUCACUUAUAUCUCCUUUUUGUAUUAUUUGAGAAAUAUUCUC
Messenger RNA from Prosopis cineraria, 1699 nucleotides. Its product is annotated as ADP,ATP carrier protein 1, mitochondrial-like. Gene Ontology annotation, cellular component: mitochondrial inner membrane. Gene Ontology annotation, molecular function: ATP:ADP antiporter activity. The coding region runs from base 289 to 1464 and encodes 391 amino acids. Gene Ontology annotation, biological process: mitochondrial ATP transmembrane transport; mitochondrial ADP transmembrane transport. The transcript has 5 exons. NCBI's taxonomy places the organism in Eukaryota, Viridiplantae, Streptophyta, Magnoliopsida, Fabales, Fabaceae. The record is from RefSeq and is a predicted model, not a curated record.